Molecule: messenger RNA, 3913 nt
Organism: Colius striatus (speckled mousebird)
Lineage: Eukaryota; Metazoa; Chordata; Aves; Coliiformes; Coliidae
Gene: NCOA4
Product: nuclear receptor coactivator 4
Exons: 11
Coding region: 416-2227 (603 amino acids)
Biological process (GO): intracellular iron ion homeostasis; response to hormone
Molecular function (GO): transcription coactivator activity
Source: RefSeq, a predicted model, not a curated record
CCGCGCGCCCGCACUGCCCGGCACGGCACAGCCCAGCCGAGCACGAGUGGUGCGAGCGCGUAACGGCCCCCGGGAGCCCCGUCCUGCCGGGGCAGCGGAGCCCGUGCCUUCCUUCUCCCUUCGCUCCGAGAGUAAGUGCGCGGUCAGCUCUGGCUGGGUGAGGGGAGCGUUCCGUGACGCGGUACAGCCGUGGUGCGCGGCCUCCGCGUGGAUGGAAACGGUUCGAUGGCGUGGAAACAGGGGACGGGAACAUCUUCCUCAUGAGGAAAGGCUGCAGGACCUGGGGCUAUUGAGCCUGGAGAGAGAAGACUGAGGUUGUACAUGAGAGAGUUGACAGGGGAGAUAAAGUCCCAGGGUUGUUGUGAAGAGAAAGCUUACCUGUUAUUGAACAUCACUAGCAAGGAACACUUCAAGAAUGAGUCCACCACAAGAUAAAAGUAGAAAUUCCUGCAGCAGUGAGCCUCUGGCAAAGUGCCUUCGAGCAAAGAAGGACCUGGAAACAGCCAUAUCUGGAAUUGUCAAAGCUGAGCAGCAGAUCAGAGAGAACUGGCAGGAGGUGAAAGGGAAGAUUCACAGCCACAUCAGCCGGCACCUGGAGUGCCUGCGCAGCAGGGAGGUCUGGCUGUUUGAGCAGGUGGAUCUCAUCCAGCAGCUGAAGGAGGAGGCCCUGCAGCAGCAGGCCCAGCAGCUCUACUGGUAUCUGGGACAAUUCAAUUGCCUUAUUCAUCAGCUGGAACGCUCCUACAGCAACGAACUUGCAAACCAGAUUUCAGUUUGCCUGGAGAGACUGGAAAGUCUCACUCUGAAACCAGAGGAGUCUUCUAUUCUCAAUUUUGAGGCUGACACAUCUUACCUUCGCCAGGCUAUUACCUCCUUUGGUUCAAUUAAAACAAUGCAGACCUCGGAGAGAGACCACACUUCUCCCUGGUUCCCAGGGCAGAGCUGUGCCCUAAUGAACCGUGAGCAGCAGAAAACAUUGUGUGGGACAGUGAGUGCCUCGCUUGCUGACUGGCUACUUGGCAGCAGACCUGGGGGUGUUUGCCCAGCUCCCUAUGUCCCCAGCACCAAUCUUGAGGAAUGGGUUACACAAAAAUGUGUGUCAGAGCCCAGCCAGGAUUUAAAUUCUCCCAAAGUCUGUUAUUUUGAGCAAGCCUGGGGAAAUUUGAAAGAUCUGGAGAACUGGCUGCUGCAGAAUCAACAGUGUGAUGUUGCUGGAAAGACGGAGUCCGCUGGCCGCAAGGACUCCACCUCUACUUCCAGCUCAUCCUUCUCCACUCUUGAAAAGCUGGAGGAAUUGGAAUUCUUUGGCCAAGAAGAGAUGGACCUUUCUGACUGGCUGCUUACUCCUGACACGGAAAAUGAAAGCAGUGCUUCAGAUGAGAAAUGGAAGUCUGAAUUCAAACCUUUUAGGGAAGAGUUUAAUUGGAAUGAUUGGCUCCUCAAAGCUGAGACAUGUACCAGUUGUUGUGGCGGCCAGGUCAAAAAUGUGGAAAUUGAAAACCUGGGAAAUCUGAAGUGCCUGAAUGAGCAUCUUGAUGGAAAGAAGUCACCCACCACAUCUGCUGUAAAUGCUUGGCUGCUUCAGCAUCCCCAGGCCUCGUUUAAGGUGGAAGACAUCUGCAAAGCCAACGAACCGUGCGCCAGCUUCUCAGAAUGCGUGUGUGAUGACAACUGUGGAAAAGAGGCUCUGUGUAAAUGGCUUCUGAGGAAGGAAGGGAAGGAUAAAAACGGAGUUGCAGUCAGCCAGAAAGAUGUACCAAACCCUGAGCAUGAGAAGACAAGGUUUGCUGCCAGUAGCUGGCUGGACCCCACGCAGCAGCUGCCAGGGCAGCCCCUUAGCACAGAGAAAGCAGAUUGUUCGGCAGAGAUCGCGGAGCCCUUGAAAGUGCUGCUGGAGAGGCCUCUGACGAGCUGGCUGGCCAGGGCUGAGCACAAAGCAGCCAGUGCAGAGGAGAAGGCCAGUAGGGAAAAGGCAGAUAAUAGUUUCAAGAGUCCUUUCCUGGACCUCUUGGCUCCAUUCCACCUCCCUUUGAACGUAAACAGUUGGGUGUUGACUUCAAACAACCUGGAAAGCGCAACCCCGCCUCCAGCAGAAGAUAAAUGGCUUCUUCGCAAGAAAGCACAAGUGAGCGACUUUGGCCUUCCUACAGUUUGUGACCUUUUUGCCUGUAUGAAACUCAAUGGAGAUAAAGAAAAAUGGCUGUAUCAGACUCCUUUGCAGAUGUGAAGAACUGGCAGCAUGGAAACCACUCCCCUCCUGCUGAUGGAUCGCACAUCACGCUGAGAGACUGCAGCCAGAUGAAUUCUUGUGUUUUGUGUUUGGCUGUCUGCUUUUUCUUCUAAAAUCCUAACAAAAAGAUUACUCACCUAACAGAGUUACAGGGCAGGAGAUGCCUUUUUGUUAUGAUUCAUUCUGAAAUGUGAACCCACCGAGCAUAAGCAAUCUGAUACUAUAGAGAUGUUAGUAAAUUCCUAUCUAUUAUGGGACUAUGUGAAUCUUCUUUAAUGGGUUGUCACUUCAAGUAUAUCGAAGCCACUGCAAAUGCAAAGCAAAAUCUCUGUGGUGCUGAGAACCGUCCACCUCUGGCAGUGAGUUUAGAAGUGCUGCUGUUCCUUUCAGCUGCUACAGCUUUGUCACGAGUUGGGUUGGAGCUGAUGGGCACUGCAGGGCUGUGUUUGGAAGUGGUUGCUUUUCCUGAGCAUUUGCUGAUGAGGAAGGUUUUGUGUGUAUCGUGCAUUGGUGUGUCUGCUUGCUGAGGACAGAUAGUCCAGGUUUUGCAGAAGAGGGACCUGACCCUUGCCAGGAGAACUGAUAAUAUAGAAUGAAAACUCUUGCAAAUUUUGGAGCCAUUCAGGGAAGAGGGUGGGAUGUUCAUUGUCAUGCAGCAGCAGGUCAGAUCACACUGUGCUCCCAGCGUUCAGUAACUUGUUUGAAUUUCACUGGAAAGGCUGUAAGAUGAAAUGUCUGGUUCUAGAUAAGUUCACCAGGAGCUUAUGUUGACUGAACCACUGCAGAGCAGGCAUCUUAGCCACAUAGUAUCAAAGGGUACUAUUUGGGGAAUUAGAUGCCUUCUCAUCAGAUUGAUGUCAUGCUGUGUAAUUGGGAAACACUAACUUGGCAAACUGUGUGGCCCCCACUGAUCCAUGUUAAAGACAGGUAGCUUUCCAUGGUGUUAUGCACAUGAAAGUGGGGUCGAGUAACUCCAAUCCCUGCCGCAGUGGGCAGACUGAGACACACCUCUCCAGGUAUUUUAGCAUUUUGAGCCCCUAGGAAAGAGUGCAGAGAUGUUAGACAGAGCUGUGGGUCAGGCCUGUCAGCUUGCUUGAAAAACUGUGAACUUAACAAUGUUUCUGGUGCAGCUUCUACUCAGUAAAUUGCUCUGAGUGACCAUAACCAAUAGGCACCCACCCCUUCUCCCCAUCCCCACAGCCUGCCUGGCAAUAAAAGGGAGUUCAGUUCUGCACAACCCUCUAAAGAAUCAUUAGCAAGCCCCAAUAUUAUCACUUUGCAGUGUGAACACAGUCCUACCUGACAAAACCCAUGUGUUUGCUUGGAAAGAAGCUUUUAGCCUGAGAUGGGAGGACACUGUGCAUCUGACUCCCAAAGGGCAGAACAGCAGUGAAGCACUGGAGGCUUACGUCCCAUCAGUCGAGGUUUUCUGCUGGAAGCUGCAUGGGAAAUGCACUGUGACAAACCAACAACAGCCCAAUUCAAUUGGCAGUCUGACUUCAUGGGUGACGUGCAGCCCUCCUCUUACAAUCCCCUGUAGUUGUCAUUGUGUGCUACUUGGUCAGUUCAUUACGAGCCUUUAAAACCAGGGGUGUGUGUUCCUUUACUUGGCUGACCUGUUAUCACUAAUUGUAUUUAUGUAAAACAUUGAUUAGUCUUUUCCAUUAAAAAAUAAUCACAUUA